UAGCUUUAAUUGCUUUGGUCUUCCUCCUCAGCCAUUACAAUCAAUUCAUUUAACUCUCUGUGCCUCCCAUAAUUCCUGUAUCCAUCACUAACCCACCCACCUCUUCUUCUUCAUCACGCUUCUUCUCUUCUGAGACUCUUCUUCUUGAAUUCACACGAGAGCUUAACUUAAAUCAAGCUCUGGUUAGUUCUUCCUCCUCUCUUUCUUUAUGCCUUUCCUGAAAGCCAGUAUACAUGGAUUGGGUCUCCAUGAAUCCAUCCAAGGAGAUAAUUUCCUCCAUCUCUCCUCCUCCUCCACUUUCCAUUACCAAAUUUGAGAGUAAAAUCAGCCCAAGCAUCCUUCUCAUAAUUGUAAUACUAGCAGUCAUCUUCUUCGUUUCUGGUAUUCUUCACCUUCUUGUUAGAUUCCUCCUUAGACCCACAGUAAGAGAACCAGAAGAUUCAGACAAUGGUACUGCUCUACAAGGCCAGCUUCAGGAGCUCUUCCAUCUCCAUGAUGCAGGGGUGGACCAGUCCUUCAUUGACACCUUACCUGUUUUCCUCUACAAAGCCAUAAUAGGCUUAAAGGACCCAUUUGAUUGUGCUGUUUGCUUGAGUGAAUUUGAGCCACAGGACAAGCUCAGGCUUCUUCCCAAGUGCAGCCAUGCCUUUCAUAUUGAGUGCAUAGAUACAUGGCUUCUUUCCCACUCCACUUGUCCUCUUUGCAGAAGAAGCCUUUUCCCUGAUUAUUCUCCAGCUCAUAAUAGCUUCAAUCCAGUAGUCCUAGUGCUUGAAUCUGGAAGUGAGAGUUCAAGGGAGUUUCUGGCAUCUAAUAGAGAAGAACCUGGGCUGAAUCAACACCUGGGACUCCCUGGAGAGAACGAUUUUACGCCGCGGGUUUCGGAUUCAUCUCGCAAAACAUCUGGGGUUGUGAUCAAGGAGGAAUUAAGUUCAGCUUCAUUUGGGUUGCAGGAUGAAAAGGUUGUAUCUGUUAAGCUUGGGAAAUUUCGAAAUGUUGAUAUUGAACGAGGAGGAGAAGGAAGUAGCACUGGCAAUAGGAAUUUUGAAAAGAGCCAGAGGAGAUGCUUCUCCAUGGGUUCAUAUGAGUAUGUAAUGGAUGAGAGCUGUAUGCUUCAAGUAGCACUCAAUUCCAUUAAGAAGAAGAAGCUCAGUGUCAAGAGACCAGGUUAUCGUUCGGCGAUGUCGGAGUGUGGUUGCCAUCCAAGAAGGGAAGAAUUCAGAGCCUUGGAUGAAUUCAACAGUUCUGAGCUCAGAGCUAACAAUGCUUCCAAUCUUCACAAGAAGGAGAGCUUCUCAGUUUCAAAGAUAUGGCUCCAACCAAGACAAGAAAAGGCGGUUUUCGACCGCGAUUCUUCAAGAAGAGCCUUCUCUUUCCGCUCGCCAUUGCAUGGUUUCCUCGCCGAGGAUUCCAAGAAGAAACGAUUCAAUUCAGGAGAAGAGUGGGAGAAGAGUGGAAGUGAGAUGGAUCUGGAUGUAGAAGUUGGUAGCUGUGUCAAUAGUUCUUGUUCUCAGAUUGAACAAACUCCUUCAUUUGCAAGAAGAACACUUCUAUGGAUUGUAGGGAGACAGAACAAAGUUGGGAGCAAUCACUUAUGAAAUGGAUUGAAUUGCAAAUGUUUUAGCUUCAGUUUUAGUUUCAGUUCAUUUCUGAUGCAUGCAAAAUACCUAACUUUACUCCAAUACAAUAAUCUCACAUAAACUUUACAGUUCUCAUCAGAUUUGAACUUAAAUUCAGAAGAAAAAAGAAUUCCAAUAUGGUAAGCUUUCAAAUUCUGAAUGGAGGAGAAGUGAAGGAAGAUUUGAAAUUCAAAUUUGUGUAUGGAUGGAUCUGUUUGCUUGUAGGUAUGGGUUAGCUUCCUCUCACUGUCAUGGAUCUGUGAAGUGUUACAGCUGGCUUCUGCAUUUAAUGAUAUCAAUGAAGAGAAAAGGAGGGAGGUUAGAUGUUCUUGUUGGGGACUUUAUGUGUGGCUCAGUGUAGAGUUUUUUAUAUGGAAAUUUGUUUUUUUUUUGCUUCAA
Dendrobium catenatum is the source of this 2015-nucleotide messenger RNA. RefSeq names its product RING-H2 finger protein ATL13-like. The transcript has a single exon. The record is from RefSeq and is a predicted model, not a curated record. Bases 234 to 1595 code for a protein of 453 amino acids. NCBI's taxonomy places the organism in Eukaryota, Viridiplantae, Streptophyta, Magnoliopsida, Asparagales, Orchidaceae.